Helobdella robusta is the source of this 402-nucleotide messenger RNA. RefSeq lists its product as hypothetical. The coding region runs from base 1 to 402 and encodes 133 amino acids. Lineage: Eukaryota; Metazoa; Annelida; Clitellata; Rhynchobdellida; Glossiphoniidae. Gene Ontology annotation, molecular function: sequence-specific DNA binding. The record is from RefSeq and is a predicted model, not a curated record. Gene Ontology annotation, cellular component: nucleus. The transcript has a single exon. Gene Ontology annotation, biological process: regulation of mRNA processing; regulation of transcription by RNA polymerase II.
AUGUCAAAACUGUGCGGUUUGAACGUAGUUCAGGUACGAGAAGAACUACAGAAACGAAGCCUUGUCACAAGUGGCAACAAAGAAGUACUAGUAGCACGUCUGAGAGAAGCUCUCAUUGACGAAGGUAAGAACCCAGACGAAUUCAAGUUAAAACAGAUCAAAGAACAGUCCGAACGACAGUCCGAACGACAGACAGAAGAGUUAAAACAACAGAUCAAGGAACAGUCCGAACAGAUCAAGGAACAGUCCGAACGACAGACAGAGGAGUUGAAACAGAUCAAGGACCAGCUAAAACACGAGGUUCAGCAGCAGAGGUUCUUCAGACGAUUCCGGCAGAGAACCACUUCAACUAUGAAGUUCUGGUUAACGCGUUGGACUUACGUUAUGGUGAAGAGUGCGUAA